GCUCACGAAUGGACAUCAAGGUGCCCAUACUGUGCCAGUGUAAAACAAUUUACUUAUGACAGGGAUAUAGCUAACCGAGUUAAAAUCACACGCGAUUGCUGUUUUAUUCUACUACGUGAUUCGGUUGUUUUGUUUGUUAACUGUAAGCAAUGAGCGUGGAGGUGGAGAGGAAAUUUGUGUGUGAUGCUGACAUUCAGAAAAGACUGGAGGAGGUAGGAGCCGUGUGCAUUGGCCAGUGUGAGUUUCAAGACCGCUACUAUGACUCUGCAGACUUCCACCUCACCUUGAGAAAUGUCUGGCUCCGCUGUCGCCAGGGCAGCUGGGAGCUGAAGUACCCCACUGUUACAGAGCUAGAGGACAGAGGGGGGGCUUCGCUGUGUUCCCGAUAUGUAGAGGUGACAAAUCUACCUCAGAUUCAACUGAAAGUCAGAGAAAUGAUGAGUGAGAGUGAUAAUGAGCCAGAAGUGAAGGAGGGAGGUUGUGCCAGCAACACACACCCAGUCCACGGAGACAGAGCCUGCACAGGAGCCAAUGAGAGCAGCCCUGCAGACCACGCGUGGCUGGCUGAACUAAAACUGGUUUGCUUUGCAAAUUAUACAACUGUGCGACGUUCGUUCGGUUUUAAAGAGGAAGGAGUUCGCGUGGACUUGGAUCAGGCAGACUUUGGAUACUGUGUUGGAGAAAUCGAGGUGAUUGUGCCUGAAGGAGAAGACACUCAGCCUGCUUUGAAGACAAUUAGAAAUACUGCUCAGAAGCUGGGCCUGUCUGGUGAUCAAAGAGUUCAGGGGAAAAUGGAUGUCUACCUGCAAACCUACUGCCCAGAGCACUACACUAAAUUACUGAAUGCACAUAUAUUGUAAGAAAUAGGAUAACUUGUAGCAAUGCAUUUUUCAUCUAUUAAUAUCCUUUCACAUUUCCAUACCCCCACUUGCAUAUUUGAUUGCUUAUCUAAACUGUCAGUCUCACAUUAUUCUAACAAAGUAAUUCCUAUGUAAUUCAAAACGAGCAAAGAUUUUGUCAUAUCAUAAAGUAAAGAUUGUUGUGGCUGCCAUUUGAUCCCGUUUUGAAUUCAUGUGAUUUCUGAGGUAAUCGACUUUAAUCUGGGACCCUCUUUAGAAACAUGUAGUGCCUGUUACUAUUGACAGUGAAGUUUUCUUUGAGUGCCACUCUUUUGAAAGACACAAUAAAAUGGCCUAUUCUUGAAAA
Hypomesus transpacificus is the source of this 1206-nucleotide messenger RNA. RefSeq names its product thiamine triphosphatase (gene thtpa). Lineage: Eukaryota; Metazoa; Chordata; Actinopteri; Osmeriformes; Osmeridae. Gene Ontology annotation, biological process: dephosphorylation; thiamine diphosphate metabolic process. Gene Ontology annotation, molecular function: thiamine triphosphate phosphatase activity; magnesium ion binding. The record is from RefSeq and is a predicted model, not a curated record. Bases 150 to 860 code for a protein of 236 amino acids. The transcript is spliced from 4 exons.